AUGAAGCUGAAGCUCGGUUCGCAAGGCAGCGGCGCCGAAGAAAGCACCGAAAGUCCCCUUGACGACCUCCCCAUGGACCACGGCCUCACCGCAUGGCUGCAGGUAGUCGCAAGUUGCAUCAUGUGUUCGACGACCUGGGGCCUCACAAACACCUUCGGCGUGUUCCAAGCCUACUACAUGAACGACCUCAUCCCCUCCUCGUCCGCUUCAGCCAUCUCUUGGAUCGGAAGCAUCCAGCUCUUCCUCGCAAUGGGUGUUGGCGCGCCGGUCGGAAUUGCCCUCGAUGCGGGAUAUCUGCGCACACUUAUCGCUGCUGGCACGGUGCUUGAAGUCCUGGGCAUGCUGCUUACGGCCCAGUGCACCAAAUAUUGGGAGUUGUUCUUGGCACAAGGCGUGGUCGCAGGCCUCGGUAUGGGCAUGCUAGGUCUCACUUCGCAGGCCGUAAUACCCCUAUGGUUCAAGAAGAGGAGGGCAUUGUGUUCCGGGAUCGCAGCAGCGGGCAGCAAUAUCGCCGGCGUCGCGUACAGCAUCAUGCUACGCCAUCUCUUCUACUCGAUCGGCUUCUCUUGGGCUGUGCGCAUUCUCGCCUUCCUCCUCUUGGCAUUUACAGCCUUCUGCUUCGCUGUUAUGCGCCUCCGAGGCGGCCCCCCUAAACAGCCCAGAAGCAUGUUCAACAUCCACCAUUUCCGCGACAUGCCCUACACGAUCUUCACAGUCGGCUUCGUGCUCAUGAUCACGGCCGUCUACAUCCCCUACUUCUACAUCUCCGAGUACGCCAUCCUGCUCGGCCUAGACGCCUCAUUCGCUUUCUACCUUCUCGCAAUAGCGAAUGCGGGAGCCCUCCUCGGGAGGUUGAUCCCGAACUACGUCGCCGAUCGCGUGGGCGCCCUCAACACGCUGAUCCCGUGCACGCUGCUGGCCGCGCUUUUCGCCCUCUGUCUGUACACUACCUCUACUCUCAGGUCUUUGGCAACUGUGAGUUGCCUCUAUGGCUUCAUGUCUGGCGCGCUGACGUCGCUGAGUCCGGCAAUCCUGGCGAAUUUGACCGCGCAUCCGUCGCAGAUUGGCACAAGGAUGGGCAUGGCGUACACGCUCGCUGCCUUCGGCGGGCUGGUGGGUAACCCGAUUGCGGGCGCGCUGAAGACGGACGCGGAGCCGGGAGAUGAGGUGCAAGUAGUCCAGAGAGCAUUUCUGGGCGGGUGGACCUUCUGUGCGGUUGUGUUGGUUAUUUCAGCGGGGAUCUUCACCUACGUGAGGUGCAUGAAAGCGGGUUGGGGGAGGGGGAAGGUGUGAGUGGUAAGAUGCUGCGUUGCGUUCUGAGGCCUGGGCCAGCUGGUUGAGGGCACUCGGACAGUGGUGCGAUGGAAUGGGAUAGGCGUCUGGCAUUUGUGGUUUUUGAGGUACGGGUAUGGUAGACACCCCCAUUUCAAAAAGGACGGUAAUGUGUGUCCAACCUCAACCUGCUUCUGCUUCAACACCUUCAUCCGCCGCCUCAAGUCCCUUCACGACUUUUCACGAGUCUUUGUCUCGACAAUGUCUGCGGUUUUGAACGAUUGCGAACCUCGUUGAGCCACCUCAAACGGUUGCACGACGCUAUAUCUACAUGCCCUAUCGCUCAUGCCUUCAAU
Mytilinidion resinicola is the source of this 1628-nucleotide messenger RNA. RefSeq names its product major facilitator superfamily transporter. Bases 1 to 1293 code for a protein of 430 amino acids. NCBI's taxonomy places the organism in Eukaryota, Fungi, Ascomycota, Dothideomycetes, Mytilinidiales, Mytilinidiaceae. The transcript has 3 exons. Gene Ontology annotation, cellular component: fungal-type vacuole membrane. Gene Ontology annotation, biological process: transmembrane transport. Gene Ontology annotation, molecular function: transmembrane transporter activity. The record is from RefSeq and is a predicted model, not a curated record.